Molecule: messenger RNA, 588 nt
Organism: Larimichthys crocea (large yellow croaker)
Lineage: Eukaryota; Metazoa; Chordata; Actinopteri; Sciaenidae
Product: retinol-binding protein 2
Exons: 4
Coding region: 77-484 (135 amino acids)
Molecular function (GO): lipid binding
Source: RefSeq, a predicted model, not a curated record
UGAACUAUCUCUUCCAGUGGAACAAAGCAAACCAAGCUUCAAGUAAACAGCUGCCCCUGCAACACACCAGUCAAAAAUGCCUGCAGACUACAAUGGACGGUGGGAGAUGGUGAAGAAUGAGAACUUUGAGGAAGUCAUGAAGGCGAUUGACAUUGACUUUGCCACAAGAAAGAUAGCCUCCCACCUGCAUCAGACAAAAGUGAUUGUCCAGAAUGGAGACAAAUUUGAAACAAAGACCCUGAGCACCUUCAGGAACUAUGAGGUCAACUUCACCGUGGGAGUGGAGUUUGAGGAGUACACAAAGGGCCUGGAUAACCGAACGCUCAAGAGUCUGGUUACCUGGGACGGAGACAAGCUGGUGUGUGUUCAGAAGGGGGAGAAAGAAAAUCGUGGCUGGAAACACUGGUUAGAGGGAGACCUGCUAUACCUGGAAAUCACUGUGCUCGACAAAGUCUGCCACCAAGUAUUUAAGAAGGCCCAGUAAGAUGGAACUACGCUCAACUGCACCAAGCUGUCUGUCAUGUGCUGCAUGCCACUGUCUAUUUAUAAUGUAACUGUGAAGACCUGUAAUAAAUUGAUUUGAUGCCA